GAAGGAACAAAAUGGGUCAUUUAUAGUAAACCAAUUUAGUGGUGUUUUCAUAUCUCCGGCAAUUUUGGAAAUGGAAAGGGAGAAUGAAGAAGCUCAUCGGAGGAAGGUUGAAGAAGCCCUAGAAGUCAAAUCCCUCCGUCGUAUCAUCAGCGCUUACCUCAAUUACCCUGAAGCUGCAGAAGAGGAUGUCAAAAGAUGGGAAAGGUCUCUUACUAAACUACCUCCACAUCAUAAGGCCCUAUUAUCUCACCUUCCUCUCAAGUUUCAGAAACUUAGAUGGUGCAUCGCUCAAAAUUCAUAUUUCAUAUUUGAGAUGCUAAAGGUGUUUGAGCCGCCGCUUGAUAUGAGCCAGGAUGUUGAUAUUUGUGAAAACCAACAUCUAGAUGAUGUGUCAGGUAGUCAUCAUCUUUCUAGAUCAAGGAACCUUUGCUUACAUGAGUCAACAUCAGCUAGUGGUGGAGUAGAUUGCCACUGCUUGGCUGAACCGAGCUGUAAAGAGACCUGCAAUGGGAAGUACUCGGCACCAACAAAAUUUAAUAAGGAGCAAGAGGUUGAUGGUUGUAAGAGUCUUCCAGACCAUGACACAUUAUAUGCUUCUGCUUGUUGCAAUGGAAAUAUAUCUUCAUCACCUCCGGACUGGUUGGACCCAUCUUUGCAGCUGCAUGUUCCAUUGGUUGAUGUGGAUAAGGUUCGUUGUAUCAUCAGAAACAUUGUAAGAGAUUGGGCGGACGAGGGUCAAAAAGAACGUGAUCAGUGUUAUAGGCCCAUUCUGGAAGAGCUUGAACGCCUAUUUCCUAAUCGAUCUAAAGAAAAUCCUCCAGCCUGUUUGGUUCCUGGCGCUGGACUUGGAAGACUUGCUUUGGAAAUUUCAUGUCUUGGUUUUGCUAGCCAGGGAAACGAGUUCUCAUACUACAUGAUGAUCUGCUCCAGUUUUAUUCUUAAUCAUACUCAAGCUGCUGGUGAAUGGACAAUUUUUCCGUGGAUACACAGCAAUUGCAAUUCACUGUCGGACAAUGAUCAGCUUCGUCCCGUCUCUGUUCCAGAUAUUCAUCCGGCUAGUGCAGGAAUUACUGAAGGAUUUUCCAUGUGUGGUGGUGAUUUUGUUGAGGUUUAUAGUGAUCCAAGUCAAGCAGGAGUUUGGGAUGCAGUUGUCACUUGUUUCUUCCUGGACACUGCCCAUAACAUUGUGGAGUAUAUUGAGAUAAUCUCAAAAGUCCUCAAAGAUGGCGGAGUCUGGAUAAACCUGGGGCCCUUGCUUUAUCAUUUUGCAGAUAUGUAUAGUCCGGAAGAUGAAAUGUCAAUUGAUCUGAGCUUGGAGGAUGUGAAACGUGUUGCUCUUCAUUAUGGAUUUGUAUUCGAGAAAGAAUCCACUAUCGAGACCACAUAUACUACAAAUUCAAGGUCAAUGAUGCAAUUUUAGGAGGCUUUGGUUGCCCUGAUAUGUCCAUUCAGGAAAAUGAUUUACUAGUGACAAAUUACAGCGGUUGGUGAUGUUAAGUCAUUAAGGAUAUGUUUUUUAGGAGCGGCCAGUGGAUGACAGUUCUAUUUUAACUGUGUAGUCCUCUGAGAGGUCAAAACGAUCCAUUACUAUGUCGGAGCGUCAGAGGGUUGCAUUACGACGUUGACUACAUGCUCAUUAAGCUCUUGGUGUACCAGCUGGUACGUCCAGUACCAGUAUAGAGUACCAUAGAAGAACAAUUCCACACUGUCUGUAUCUUUUGUUAGUCGCUGGCAGUUAGCAGUUACCUGUUUACAGAAAUAAUAGCUAGGCCUCUGGCUGGGCCUCAAUUUCAUCUAAUGGCAAUCACUAGAUCUAAAGAUGACAAGUGACGGCUUAAUAGAUAUAUCUUAGACUUCCACUUAAUUGAAUGACAUGGAGUUUCACCAA
Capsicum annuum is the source of this 1888-nucleotide messenger RNA. Its product is annotated as carnosine N-methyltransferase. NCBI's taxonomy places the organism in Eukaryota, Viridiplantae, Streptophyta, Magnoliopsida, Solanales, Solanaceae. The coding region runs from base 71 to 1420 and encodes 449 amino acids. The record is from RefSeq and is a predicted model, not a curated record. Gene Ontology annotation, molecular function: S-adenosylmethionine-dependent methyltransferase activity. The transcript has 18 exons.